This is a messenger RNA of Eptesicus fuscus (big brown bat), 2332 nucleotides long. RefSeq names its product EF-hand domain containing 2 (gene EFHC2). Bases 1 to 2214 code for a protein of 737 amino acids. The record is from RefSeq and is a predicted model, not a curated record. NCBI's taxonomy places the organism in Eukaryota, Metazoa, Chordata, Mammalia, Chiroptera, Vespertilionidae. Gene Ontology annotation, cellular component: microtubule. Gene Ontology annotation, biological process: regulation of neuron projection development. The transcript is spliced from 15 exons.
AUGGAACAGAAGCAAACUAGUCCCAAACCUGAUCAGGUGGGAGAGGAUAAGUACCAAAGAAUUUUGGUGUCUGAAGCUAAACAUGGAAGACGUGAAAUGUUGCCUCAUGGGCCAAAGAAGAAGCCGAAUUACAGUUCAUAUCCUUCAGGGUUGGGAAGUGCAGUACCAUCCUGGGUUGCUUUUGAUAAACACGUAUUAUCUUUUGAUGCCUAUGAAGAAGCUGAAAUGCAUGAUAAAAGGAUAGAAGAGUAUAGAAUAAGACGCUAUAAAAUCUAUUUCUACCUUGAAGAUGACACAAUUCAAGUAAAUGAACCAGAGAUGAAAAAUAGCGGACUGCCUCAAGGGACUUCCAUCCGGCGUCACCGGAUUCCUCUCCCACCUCCUGAUGUUGAAAAGUUUUAUACCGUACAUGAUUUCAAUAUCAACAUAGACGUGGUCUUUUAUGGCCGAACUUUCAAGAUUUAUGACUGUAAUCCAUUCACAAAAAACUUUUUGAAGAAAGUAGGAGUCAAAUUAAACCCCCCGGGAAAGUGUCCAGAUGAUCCUUACACAAAGUUGCGGAGAGAGAUACUAGACUAUGUGCGACCUUUACGUCCCUAUGAUUCCUUCAACACCUUGAAAGAGUUCCUUGAGUAUGAUGGGAAAGUUUUACGCUUCUUCUGCAUGUGGGAUGACACAGCCUCAAUUUUUGGGGACUAUAGACAACUCAUCUUGCAUUAUUUCUUGUCUGAUGAUACUAUUGAAAUCAAAGAAUUGCUGCCCCAUAACUCAGGCCGGGAUCCUAUGUCAUUUUUCCUCCAGAGGGGAAAGCUGCCCAAGUAUGGCCCACCUGGAGUCCAUCAACCAGGAGACGUAACAGAUAGAAUAGUUCUCAACGUGUAUAAUGGCUAUAACGUAAGCCGAGUGCAUGGCUACAUGUUGGAUAAAUUCAAGGAUUCAAAAUUAGUACAAGAUUUUUACAAAGAUACUGACCUGACCAUAGGAGCCAGCAUCAAUGUGUGGGGAAGAAAAGUGCUCCUUUGUGACUGUGAUGAAUUUACGAAGACUUAUUAUAGGACUAAAUAUGGAAUUCAAAACUUUCCCUCAAUUCCAUGCAAGCCUCCAUCGCCUCCAAAAAGAAAGAAGAUAUAUCCACCUUAUACUGGUUUUGGUUCUGAAGAGGAUUCUCUCCGCUCUUGCAUAGGCCUUGUGCCCGUAGUUCGUCCUGAUCUGGAGGCCUUCAAGAAAUGCAUUGAAAAAGAUAGCUAUGGCAACGAGAGCAAUACGCUCCGGUUCUUUGCAAAAAUGAUUAAGCACCAAUGUGAAGAUGUGGAUAGGCUGUUUGUUAUUUCAUAUUUUCUUGGUAAUAACACACUUUCAGUGUUUGAACCCAUAGAAAGGAAUUCAGGCUAUACUGGUGGAUUGUUCUUGAAAAGAAUACGAGUUAAGAGGCCUGGACAAGAAAUUUUUAAAAGUGAACUCUCAGAAUAUAUCCAGCCUGAGGAGCUGUAUAUUGGAGCCAGACUGAACGUGAAUGGCUACCUGUUUAUUUUGCUCAAUGCUGAUGAGUACACCUUAAAAUUCAUGGAGGAGAAUUCAGAUAGGUUUCCUCAUAGCAACCUUGAAUGUGCCCUACAAAUGCUGAAAGAUGAAAAAUCAAAAGCCAGAGAGAUCAAGCAGGUAUUUAGGGCUGUUGAUUGCAAUCUCACAAAGAUGGUGGAUUAUAAUACGUUCAGAAACAUACUGAUGGAUAUAACUGUUGAUGGACUCUCAGAGCAACAAUUUAUAACCAUUGUACGUCACUAUGGAGUGCCUGAGAAACCAUGUCCAAAUGGGACUACUCUACUUGCAAUGGCUCAUGAACAGUUCAGGAAAAUUUUUUAUGAGGAUUUUGAUAAACUCAUUUCUUACUGUGAAUAUGAAGAUCGAAAAAAUAAAAAUAAAUUGCCCAGCAACCGCAUCAGAAAGCUGUGCAAGGCCGCCAGGUUGCCUUUGACUGAUGAACUUCUGCAGUCCUUAGUGUCCAAGUUUGAAGACAGUGAAGGACAAAUCGAUUAUAAGUCGUUUUUCUCUGCGCUGAACUGGAGAAUAAAUCCGGUGCCUGAAUUAAUACCAAUAUCACCCUUGAAAGAGAGAUGUGAAGAUGUGUGGCUUGGGAUGCCAUCACCUAUUCCUUAUAAAUGCAUUAACUAUUUUCAAUUUUUAAAGGACGUGUAUGGCUUAGAGGUGGAGUAACCAUGCCAAUUUUGCUCAGCUCCCUUUGAUUCCCUGCUCUGAUUUUGCCAACUUUAUUUCAGUGGGUAUAAUUUCAUUAAAAACAAAAAAGAAACAAGGUUCAUAUUGAAUUAAAAUC